Molecule: messenger RNA, 453 nt
Organism: Protobothrops mucrosquamatus (brown spotted pit viper)
Lineage: Eukaryota; Metazoa; Chordata; Lepidosauria; Squamata; Viperidae
Product: avidin-like
Exons: 4
Coding region: 1-453 (150 amino acids)
Molecular function (GO): biotin binding
Source: RefSeq, a predicted model, not a curated record
AUGGCGAUUGGCCUGGCAGCUCUGGGGCUCCUCGCUUUCCUGCUCGGCUGCUCCGGAACCUUUGCCGAACCCCCAAACUCGGAGCCAGCCGCCAAGUGCUCCCUGACUGGCAGAUGGGUGAAUGAGAAGGGCUCCAAGAUAGUCAUCUCCCCCAGCAAUAAUGCUGGGGUGUUCAGCGGCUCUUACUUGACGGCUGUGGCUGCCACCGACACCACCAUCCGGCCCUCAUCUCUGCAGGGCAUCCAGCACCUGGAGCCUCAACCCACCUUUGGCUUCCUUGUCAAAUGGAGCUUCUCUGCCUCCACCGCCGUCUUUGUGGGCCAGUGUUUCCUAGAUGAGAACGGAGAGGAGCAGCUGAAGACAACCUGGCUGCUGCGUGGAAAGGUGGGAUCCGCGGCAGAGGAUUGGAAGGCAACCAGGGUUGGCACGGACACCUUCUACCGCAUCAAAUGA